CUCUGCUUCUUCCUCCUCCUCCUCCUCCUUUUCCUCUUGCUGCAGCCCGCGAGAUGGAGAUUUGUGGCUCUCGAUCCCCAUUCGACUGUCUUCUAUUAGAUCUUGAUGACACCUUGUACUCCCCCACAAUCGGCAUCGGACAAGCCUGCAAAAGGAACAUCGAAGAGUUUCUUGCCGGCAAAUGCGGUGUGUCAGCGGAGCGAGCUUGCACCCUCCGCGUCGAGCACUUCCGAAACCACGGCAGCUCGCUCGCAGGCCUCCUCGAUCUCGGUCACGACGUGCACCCCGACGAGUACCACAGCUUCGUUCAUGGAAGGUUGCCGUACGAGCUGAUCCAACCUGAGGCGGAGCUGCGGGAGCUUCUCGGCAGCAUCACCCAGCCCAAGAUCCUGUUCACGAACUCGGAUAGGCAGCACGCGAAGCGGGCGCUGCAGAGGUUAGGCAUCGAGGAAGAGUGCUUCCACCGCAUCAUCUGCUUCGAGACGAUGAACCCCCACCUCUUUGGGGACGAGAGAGAAGUUUCGAAGACUCCGGAGGUGGUCCUUAAGCCCUCUGCUAAGGCAAUGGAGACGGCCGUGCGGCUCGCUGGCUUUCCUCCCCACCGCACGCUGUUCGUAGAUGACAGCGAGAGGAACAUUGCAGCAGGCAAAGCAAUUGGCCUUCGAACCGCUUUGGUUGGAAAGCGUGAGAAGACGAAGGAAGCGGACUACUUGUUGGAUAACAUCUGUGCGUUGAGGCAACUCAUACCGGAGAUUUGGGGAGAGCAGGAAAAGGUGGAGGCAGGUGGAGAGCACGGGGUGACGACGACAACAACAACGAGGCCUGAAUUGGAUUCCAUUAGAGCAACCACCAUAAUUGGGGCAUAGUCACGGCGCUGCUGCUGCUGCAGCUGCUGCGUCGCCAUCACUCGUCGUCAGCUGUACUCCUGCAAAUAAUGCUCCAAUUAGUAAUCUAAUCUUCCUCGUGCGUUGCUGACUGGAUGUACAUGUCUUAUGCCUCCAAGCCUUGCGUCGGCUGUGUACAUGUAUAGAUAUAAUACAUCCAACUGUUGCAUUCCACACAUCGAUUCUGGCUGUCAUUAUCUCCACUCGUAAAAUGUCUACAGAUCGAUGGACAUCAGUGACGGAAUUGUUUGAA
Messenger RNA from Musa acuminata subsp. malaccensis (wild Malaysian banana), 1137 nucleotides. RefSeq lists its product as uncharacterized. NCBI's taxonomy places the organism in Eukaryota, Viridiplantae, Streptophyta, Magnoliopsida, Zingiberales, Musaceae. The record is from RefSeq and is a predicted model, not a curated record.